Messenger RNA from Dothidotthia symphoricarpi CBS 119687, 1266 nucleotides. RefSeq lists its product as uncharacterized. Lineage: Eukaryota; Fungi; Ascomycota; Dothideomycetes; Pleosporales; Dothidotthiaceae. The transcript has 4 exons. The record is from RefSeq and is a predicted model, not a curated record. Bases 1 to 1266 code for a protein of 421 amino acids.
AUGAAGUACAUCAUCCUCGCUUCUCUCCUUUCUUCGGCAGCUUUUGCUGUUCCCCUUGCUCAGCCGAACAGGGGUAACGGUAAUACGGGCGCGACGACUGCAGGCCAGACGACUACGCAACAGGGUACUACAGGCCAGCAGUCAACUCAACAGGGGACCAACGGUCAAACUAGCGGAACCCAGAAUGUCAACACUGGAGGCGCUGCGACUGGCCAGACACCCACUGCAGGUGACCUCGCUACUGCUGUGUCCAACUGGAUGGCCGACACUUCUAUGGUGUCGAACUUUCUUAACACAGGCCCAAACAUCCAGAACAAUGCCCAGUUCAAGCAGGCUGCUCUCGUUGCGUUCAACGCUGAGGUCGACGAGCUCACUCACAAGGCUAUCAUCGACGCUGCCAACAGUGGUGAUCCCAAUGUCCAGGCUGCCAACAGCACCCUCGCCACUGGUGGAGCUUUCAUGGAUGUUGUCACCAAGCUCCAAGUGAUGUCUGUUCAGGGUCGAGCUGCUGUUGCGAACAUUGACUUGAUCAAUCAGAACCGUUGCGUCAACGUUCUGCCCAACAUCGACGCGUAUAUGGCUUCCACUGGUUCCAAUUCUCAGGCUGUUCGUCCUAUUGUUUGUGAUCAGACUGGUAUCGCAGGCGGCGUUCAGGGCACCGGAGCCACGCAGCCAGGCGCGGCCGCCGGUACUCCUAACGCCGCUUUCCUUGCUGCUAAAGCUCUUGCACAGGGCACUGGAAGCGGUCUUGUCGACAACGACGCAAACGGUAUUCCCGCGGCCCAGGCUGCUGCGGCGGCUGGACUCACUCCUACAGGCCAGGCUACUGCGGGAACCAUUCAAGGACAGCAGGGUCUUCAAGGAAACGGUACCGCAGGAACCACUCAGAGUCAGCAGGGUAGUGGUACCGCUGGAACUGCUACAGGUCAGCAAGGUACUGGCACGACGGGUGCCACCCAAAGUCAAACCAGUCCACAAAGCACCAGUACAGCGGCAGCCACCCAAGGCCAGACUGGCCAACAGAGCACCGGUACAGCGGGAACCACUCAGGGCCAGAAGGGUCAAACUGGACAGCAGACACAGACUGGCAACAAUGGGAACACCUCGCAGAGAGGUCAGCGAGCUAAGGCUGGCGGGUUCUUUGGACAGAACACUACCGGACAGCGAACCCAGUCAGCCCAGGGCCAGCGAGCGCAGCGGCAACAAGGCGGGGCCACAGCAGGAGGCGCUGGUCGCGGUGCGGGUGCUACUGGCGCUACGCAGUAA